This is a messenger RNA of Pristis pectinata (smalltooth sawfish), 1907 nucleotides long. RefSeq names its product RAB10, member RAS oncogene family (gene rab10). Gene Ontology annotation, cellular component: insulin-responsive compartment; recycling endosome; Golgi apparatus. Gene Ontology annotation, biological process: cellular response to insulin stimulus. The record is from RefSeq and is a predicted model, not a curated record. The coding region runs from base 202 to 804 and encodes 200 amino acids. NCBI's taxonomy places the organism in Eukaryota, Metazoa, Chordata, Chondrichthyes, Rhinopristiformes, Pristidae. The transcript has 6 exons. Gene Ontology annotation, molecular function: GTP binding; GTPase activity.
GUUAGCCGCCCGCGUGUGUGUGUCUUUCCGGUCAGGUCCAUGGGCAUUCAUGGCUUGUAACUUGUUGCAGCCGGAGCGUUGUUAUUAAAGCGAGAGGGAGAGAGGGAGAGACAGGCAGGGAGCGGCGCCAUUUUGUUCCCUUUUUAAAAAGAACUCUCCUCGCCCCAGUUAUUACCAGCCAGUGCGAGGGAGCGACAGAUUAUGGCGAAGAAAACCUACGAUUUACUCUUCAAGCUGCUGCUUAUCGGCGAUUCGGGCGUGGGCAAGACCUGCGUGCUUUUCAGGUUCUCGGAUGACGCCUUUAACACCACUUUUAUCUCUACUAUAGGAAUUGACUUUAAAAUCAAAACAGUGGAACUACAUGGAAAGAAGAUCAAAUUGCAGAUAUGGGAUACAGCAGGACAGGAGCGAUUUCACACCAUUACCACUUCCUACUACAGGGGAGCAAUGGGAAUCAUGCUAGUCUAUGACAUCACGAAUGCAAAAAGCUUUGAAAACAUCAGCAAAUGGCUGAGGAACAUAGAUGAGCAUGCGAAUGAAGAUGUAGAGAGGAUGUUACUAGGCAACAAAUGUGACAUGGAAGACAAACGAGUGGUGCCGAAAUCUAAAGGAGAGCAGAUUGCCAGAGAACAUGCAAUUAGGUUUUUUGAGACAAGUGCAAAAGCUAAUAUCAACAUUGAGAAAGCAUUCCUCACAUUAGCAGAAGACAUACUUCAAAAGACUCCUGUAAAGGAACCGGACAGGGAAAAUGUAGAUAUCAGCACUACAGGUGGUGGAACAGGAUUGAAGAAAUGCUGUAGCUGAGCGAUCCCUGUGGAAAUGUACUUCCUGCAUUCUAAAUGUCCUUUCCCAUUAAAACAAAAUUCUCAUUAACCUUAGUUCUUGCAUCUUGCCUGCUUCACAAACACAACUUUGAAAACCUGUAUAGAAUCAUGUCUGUGACUCACUGUCUCAUUUUAAAUGUGUGUGCUCAACUCACUACAUUUGGUUGUAUUAUAGUUAAAUUCAUUAUCAAAGUAACAAUGGUUUCAACUCAUCAAAUUGUAUAAGAAUAAAAGUUAGAAUUAACAAAUUUUUGUACAACAGUGGAAUUUUCUCUUAUGUAUGAUGUACUUUUUAAUUUGUACAUUUGUGCAAAAAAGUGGAAUUCGAGACACUCGUAGACUGCUUUCCUUUGUCGGUGGGAUUGAUUUUGUCUUGUGCCUUAUUUGAAAAUGGGCGUAACAGAAUGACUGCAGAGGCAGAAGACCAGUUCUCACUUGGCUGUUUUACGAUGUACUUCAAUACAAACCCAUUAUAGCUGCCAAUGUCUAAACAAAAUUUUAUUUUGGUGUUGAAUUCCAGUAUUUCUUGAUCAAUAUUUCCUGAAUGCAGACAUUUUUAUCUUCAUCAAAAAAAUUAUUUAUGCAUGUCAUGCUGCAUUUUUAGUGAUUUCUCCCUUAAUCUUGUCAUUUUCUGUAAUUAUGGCCCACUGAAGAAAACUUUUAGGAUAAUUGUACUUUGGUAACAAGGCAUCGGAUAACACGUUGAUGAGCUGGCAGUUCUGCAGCCUGAAACAUAUUCUCUCUGCCAAUAUCAGGACAUCACAUUUACCAAGCAAUCCAGGUAUCCUAUGAUUGGCUUUUUGGAAUCUGUUUUCUCAGCUCUUGAAAAUUUUGUUUGGUUCAAUUUGAUAACCUGCAGCUUUCAAGUAGCCAAAUGGGAUGUUUUCCAGUCACUUCAGAGUGAUUAUCUUCCUCCAGAUGUCUCUUUCCAUUUCUCAUUGGGUGGCGGUUUCUGAAGAGACUUUCUUGGAAGUGUUGAAAUUGGUGUAGUGCUAUAAUACUUUUUAAAAGGCUGCUUUGCAUUAAAAUGGAUGAGCAAGUUUGUGUCUUGGGAUUACUGAUUAAAUACAAUGAAAUAUUUCA